AUGUCGAGCGAUACGUCAUUGGUCCGUGACGUCUCACGUCAAUGCGGCAAAUUUAAAAUCCAUUUGAAGCCGGAAGUGGACAGACCUGAUCAGGAGCCGCGACAGGAGAGAAGCACAGUGUCCUUCUUACCAGGAGUUGGAGGGUGGCAGAUGGAUGAGAAUGAAGAUAAUUUUGCGACUACCAGCUGUCGACUGGGAUGCAGGAAGGUGAUGUCUAUCAUGUGGGACAUUGAUUCCUCCAUGUCCUUCUCCCCGGAAGCCCAGAUGUCACUCAACAUGAGCAACCUGAGCUCCAGUGGUGGUGACACCCCCAAACGCUGCCUGGACCUGUCGAAUCUGAGUAAUGGAGGUGAGAUGUCUGUAUCCCCAGAGAAUAUACAGAAGGAUUUGUGUCUCGCCUCGCCUCGGACAAAGGAACCACAGGCAGGAGAAUGUAAGUGCCCUGUGGGAAGAAUCCACCAGUUUCUGCCGCAGGUUCCCUGUAGUAGUUCAUCACUCCGGGGGUCUGGCUCCAGGACCCAGGCCAGAGAGUGUAUAGAUUUCAACAGCCUGGGUGACGACAAGGAAAAUUUUGAUUUUGAGAUGCAUGAAGUCGCUCAUCCUACUUCAAUAGAGUCUUGGUGCCUGGAUAACUCCAUGAACGAUGACGUGGAGAAGGAUGGGUUUUCUGAGUUGAUGCAGAAUGAAGCCAAGAGCAAUGACAGCAAGAUAAUGUCCUCCAGCAUGGCAAUGCUUCUCAACAGUGAUUUCCUGAAUCAGGAGGCAAACGUUAGUGUGGUACCAGUGCGCAGGAGUAAGCCUGGCCUGUUUCGUUCACCCUCUAUGCCUGAGCAACUGAACCAGCGUUUACUGAAGAGGGUGGACCGAUCUCGAGAUUUGGACAUUGCAGUGAAGAAUAAGAGACAAAGAAACUCCCUACAGGGUGAUGACCCCAAGCAGUGUGAGGGUACCUCAGUGAGACUGACCACAACCAGCUGUACUGCCAACACCACAGACUUUGAUGAGGAAACUGACAUCGAUCAGAUGGAAAAUGGUUCCAAGAGGUACCUGCUGCCCACAGUGAAUGGAAGACAGGAGGAUCUGAUGUAUAUCACCCCAGCCACGAUGGCUGCUGUACUGCGUGGUGAAUAUAAUGAUGUUGUGUCGAGAACUUAUAUCAUCGACUGUCGCUAUCCUUACGAGUAUGAAGGAGGGCAUAUCGAGGGUUCUCUGAACCUUCACAAGGCAGACAGUGUAAUCAACUACUUCUUAAAGGAGCCCAUUGUUCCCGUAUUCAGAGACCAGCGCAUCAUUCUCAUCUUCCACUGUGAAUUUUCUUACGUUCGAGGACCAAAGAUGUGUCGCUUGCUGAGAGAAGAGGACCGGAAUGUGAACAAAUACCCCAAACUCCACUACCCAGAGCUCUACAUCCUGAAGGGAGGAUACAAAGCUUUCUUUCUUCAGUUCAUGAGAUACUGCAACCCUCCUGAGUACUGUCCCAUGGACCAUGAAGACUAUCAAGAGGAGAUGUUGAAGUUGCGGAAGAAGAGCAAGUCCUGGGCAGGAGAGCGGCGGAGACGGGACUUGAUCUCAAGAUUGGGAAUGGCUAAAUGCUGCAGAUCAUCCAGAACUCUGCGGCCCUUGUCCUCUCCUGCACCAGAUUCUGCGACCUUAUCAACCCCAACCUCGUCCGGCUAAACUGGCUCCCCAUCACUCAGAGGAUGCAGUUCAAGAUCUUGGUCCUCGCC
Molecule: messenger RNA, 1727 nt
Organism: Callorhinchus milii (elephant shark)
Lineage: Eukaryota; Metazoa; Chordata; Chondrichthyes; Chimaeriformes; Callorhinchidae
Product: M-phase inducer phosphatase 1-B
Exons: 16
Coding region: 1-1677 (558 amino acids)
Biological process (GO): G2/M transition of mitotic cell cycle; positive regulation of G2/M transition of mitotic cell cycle; protein dephosphorylation
Cellular component (GO): cytoplasm; nucleus
Molecular function (GO): protein tyrosine phosphatase activity
Source: RefSeq, a predicted model, not a curated record